Messenger RNA from Helicoverpa zea (corn earworm), 3106 nucleotides. RefSeq names its product polypeptide N-acetylgalactosaminyltransferase 35A (gene Pgant35A). The record is from RefSeq and is a predicted model, not a curated record. Gene Ontology annotation, biological process: regulation of Notch signaling pathway. The coding region runs from base 322 to 2421 and encodes 699 amino acids. NCBI's taxonomy places the organism in Eukaryota, Metazoa, Arthropoda, Insecta, Lepidoptera, Noctuidae. Gene Ontology annotation, cellular component: Golgi apparatus. Gene Ontology annotation, molecular function: Notch binding. The transcript is spliced from 11 exons.
UCGUGAUUACGUUUCUUGCGAACGUAACGCGGACGCACGCAUCUCAUCUAUCAAAUAAAUAAAAAUAAAUACUUGCUCCGAGUUUCUAUAUUUUUUCGCUGUUGCGGUUAAGUUACUGUGAAUCAAGUGAUAUUAUUUAAAGUAGAAACUGCUUAUCAACUCUACGUCGACCAUUUUCAGUCAUUAGUGUUUUUGCUAUUAUUGUCCUAAAGAAUCUUUAUUUAACCAAGUUAAUGUACUAGUGCUUUCGUAAAAGUUUCUCGCUAUCUAUGUAAAAUGUUGCGUAAGUAACUUUGUGAGUGGCGAUAAAUAAAAGUAGUAAUGCUGAUGAGAAGAAACAUGGGUAAAUUAAAUAAUUCUUUUCUUUGGGGUAUUUUAUUUGCAUCGGCGACAUGGAGUAUAUCUCUGUAUCUCUACUGGUUGCUGAACAUGAGUGGUGACAGUAUCAUUAAUAGCACUGAGGACAGGAUCCAUUACCGCCUUGUGAACACUGACGAGAAGAACCGUAUAAAGAACAAUGAUAAAUCUAUUGCAGCAUUAGAGGGAAAGAACUUACUGCUAGACAAUGCAAAAGCAGAAGAAAAGUAUUCUGGGAACAUCUGGAAGUAUCAUAAGAGUAAAUCGGAAUACCAAAAUAAAAUGCUGCUGAAAGAGAAGUACGCAAGACACCUCGGACUCAAGAUGACGGCACAGCCAGACAACGGUCUUGAUAACCAGUUUGGACUGAUCCGCAAUGCAGAAGAUGUGAGGAUCCGAGAUGAUGGAUACACUCUCUAUGCCUUCAACACACUUGUUUCACAAAGAAUUGGAAACCACAGAGGCUUGCCGGACACCAGGAAUAAACUCUGUCGUACACAAAAAUUCCCAGAUAAACUACCAAAAACAUCUGUGAUCAUAUGCUUCUACAAUGAACAUUACCAGACAUUGAUGAGAUCCAUUCACUCAAUACUAGAUCGAACUGAUCUCAAAUAUUUGAAAGAGAUCAUUCUAGUUGAUGACUACAGCAACAUCGAAGGUCUUCAUAAUUCUGUACAAAAAUCCGUGAAUGAACUGAAUAACAGAAUGCGCAAAGAGGAAGAAAUGCUGGAAACCAAUAACAUUGAUGUAGAGAAUGUGGUAGAUUAUAUAAACGAUGACAAUAAUGUUGUUGAUAAAAAAACCACUGAGAAAAAUAAAGAUGGUUUGAGUAUUAGAUUGCUGAAGACUAGUAAGAGGGAGGGUCUUAUACGGGCAAGGCUGUAUGGUGCCGAAAACAGUGUUGGAGAAGUUCUUGUAUUCCUUGAUUCGCAUAUCGAAGUGAACGUGGACUGGCUGCCUCCGAUGUUAACUCGCCUCGCAAAGGACGUGGAUGGUGUCACCGUGAGAUACUCCCACCGUGCAGUGACCCCAAUCAUAGACGUUAUUGACGCCGAUACAUUCGAGUAUACAGCCAGUCCUCUAGUCCGAGGAGGUUUUAAUUGGGGACUCCAUUUCAAAUGGGAUAACUUGCCGAAAGGAACUUUGAAAACUGAUGAAGAUUUUGUGAAGCCCAUCAAAUCACCAACUAUGGCGGGCGGGUUGUUUGCAAUGUACCGCGAGUAUUUCAACUACAUUGGUAAAUAUGAUGCUGGUAUGGACCUCUGGGGUGGGGAGAAUUUGGAAUUAUCCUUUAGAAUUUGGAUGUGCGGUGGUACAUUGGAACUGAUCCCGUGCAGCCGUGUGGGUCAUGUUUUCCGCAAGCGACGCCCUUACGGACAAGAGGAGAAAGUCAACUAUAUGCUGCAAAACUCUAUGCGAAUGGCGCGGGUCUGGAUGGACGAGUAUGUGAAUAAGGUCAUAGAACAUAAUCCAGAAGUGGUGUAUAUGAACCUAGGCGAUCUAUCAGAAAGGCACAAUCUACGCAAACGAUUGAACUGCAAGUCUUUCAAAUGGUUCCUUGAUCAUAUCUACCCGGAACUGGAAAUGGGCAUUGAUGACAAAAACAAGAAGAAAAUGGCCGCCUUGAAUGAUGUUGAGAAAAAUAAAUUCCAGCCGUGGCAUUCUAGGAAACGCAACUACACUGAUUCGUAUCAAAUCCGCUUGAAGAACACGACGCUUUGCAUCCAAAGUGCCAAGGACGUGAAGACCAAAGGUAGUGGCUUGGUUCUCGCUAGCUGCAUCAGGAUUUUGAGUCAGAUGUGGUUUGAAACGAGUCGUAGCGAGCUUGUUUUGGGUCGUACUCUUUGUCUGGACGCGUCAAAUAAUGUGGCGCCGAAACUCAGCAAAUGCCAUGAAUUGGGCGGCUCACAGGAGUGGAAACAUAAAGGAUCGGCUGGAAGUCCAGUUUAUAACACGGCAGCGGGCAUGUGUCUAGGAGUCGACCGACCUUACAGAGGCGAGCCACUCAUAAUGGUGAUAUGCGACAACCAACCGACCGACCAAUGGGACUUCAUCAGGUCCUAAACAACCCAGACCAACGAACACGGCUACCGAGUAAAUAUAUCAUUAUUACUGUAUGUACAAGCGUAUUGCAAACUAUUUGUAGUCGACCUUAAAAUUUGCUUUAUCACUUGCAGUACUCAUACUUCACCCAGCCACAAAAGGGGUCUCCCAGUUUUGACAAACAGGUGUCAAUAUUGACUUGUAACGGUGUUUUUCAGAAUUGACCUUGUAAACAUGACAUUCAUAUGAAUCUUAUCACAUUUUUAAACGACAAAAACGUACAUUAUUUUGUGAUAAGCAAACAAGAUUUAGGUACUCUCAAGUGUGCUAAAGCAAUUUUACGGUCGACCAUACUUAUACUAUAACAUAUUAAUGUGACUAAGGCUAAUUAGCCGACCUGAGCUUCUAGGUUUAGUUGUACACAGCGAAUGUUGUAAUCAAACGUAAUUUAAUGCACUUAUCCAAUAGCAACGAUCAAAACAUUAGGAUUUGAACACGAAUUGAUCUCGUACAAAAUUGACAUAGAAUUAAUUUCGUACAUCUAUGUUUAUUAUACAUACAGCACCUUAACAUCGAAAAAAGAUACAAAAUAUAUGUUAGUUAGUUUUAAUUUGAAAUUAUUAACGGCCAGUUUCUUCAUCAAAAGUUAAAGUUAAAGUAAUGUCUAAAGUAAAAGUAACGGUCAAAUACGUUUUUUCAAGGCUAA